AUGAAGUUCUUCAUAGACGAUCUCCCCGUCCUCUUCCCGUAUCCCCGCAUAUAUCCCGAGCAAUAUGCCUACAUGUGCGAUCUUAAGAAGACUCUGGACGCAGGGGGUCACUGCGUCCUUGAGAUGCCUUCGGGAACUGGAAAAACCAUAUCGCUGUUGUCCUUGAUUGUUGCCUACCAGCAGUUCUAUCCUGAGCAUCGGAAAUUGAUUUACUGUUCCCGGACCAUGUCAGAGAUCGAGAAGGCUUUGACAGAGCUGAAGGCGCUGAUGAAAUAUCGCUCGCAACAGCUGGGUUAUACUGAAGACUUUCGAGCGUUGGGACUCACCAGUCGAAAGAACUUGUGUCUGCACCCAUCGGUCAAGAGAGAGAAAAGCGGGACGGUUGUCGACGCCAGGUGUCGAAGUUUGACGGCUGGGUUUGUAAAGGAAAAGAAAGAGAGAGGUGAGGAUGUCGAGCUCUGCAUAUACCACGAGAUGCCGUUCUGUAAUGUCAUUAUUUAUUCGUACCAUUAUCUUCUCGACCCAAAAAUUGCAGAGAGGGUAUCCAGAGAGUUAUCCAAAGAUUGUAUUGUGGUCUUUGACGAGGCUCACAAUAUUGACAAUGUCUGCAUUGAAUCGCUCAGCAUCGAUAUAACGGAAGACUCUUUGCGAAAAGCAUCCAGGAGCGCCGCCAAUCUCGAGCGCAAGAUUGGCGAAAUGAAGAGCACGGAUGCAGAGAGGCUCCAGAACGAAUAUGCUAAGCUAGUGGAAGGUCUUCGUGAAGCCGAAGAAGCGAGAGACGAAGAGCAGUUUAUAGCAAACCCAAUACUUCCUGAUGACCUACUCAAAGAAGCGGUGCCUGGAAAUAUUCGGCGAGCGGAACACUUCGUGGCCUUUCUCAAAAGAUUUAUUGAGUAUCUCAAGAUGAGAAUGAAGGUCACACAUACCAUAUCCGAAACUCCUCCUUCUUUCCUAGCGCACCUCAAAGACUUGACGUUUAUCGAACGGAAACCGCUUCGAUUCUGUGCCGAGCGACUGACUUCCCUGGUUCGCACGCUGGAACUCCUUAACCUUGAGGACUACCACUCACUCCAAGAGGUCGCGACGUUUGCCACACUCGUAGCUACAUACGAUAAGGGCUUCUUACUUAUCCUUGAGCCAUUUGAAUCCGAAACUGCUACUGUUCCGAAUCCCGUAUUACAUUUCACGUGUCUGGAUGCUGCAAUCGCGAUUAAGCCGGUCUUUGAUCGGUUUAGCUCUGUCAUCAUUACCUCUGGAACUCUCUCGCCUCUCGAGAUGUACCCGAAAAUGUUGGGAUUCACGGCCGUUCUACAAGAGUCAUACAGUAUGACUCUCGCCCGUCGCUCUUUCUUGCCAAUGAUUGUGACGCGCGGUUCAGAUCAGGCGCAGAUCUCAUCUUCCUUUCAGAUUCGGAACGACCCUGGAGUCGUGCGGAAUUACGGAAACUUACUGCUCGAAUUCUGUCGUAUAACCCCUGAUGGGAUUGUCGUCUUCUUUCCUUCGUAUCUCUACAUGGAGUCCAUUAUCAGCAUGUGGCAAGGAAUGGGCAUUUUGGAUCAGAUUUGGAACUAUAAGUUGAUCCUCGUGGAGACUCCAGACUCUCAAGAGUCAUCUCUUGCCCUAGAAACGUAUCGGACAGCAUGCUGCAAUGGUCGCGGGGCUGUCUUGCUCUGCGUCGCACGAGGAAAGGUGUCUGAAGGAAUAGAUUUCGACCACCACUAUGGCCGUGCUGUUAUAUGCAUUGGCGUCCCAUUUCAGUAUACAGAGUCGCGCAUAUUGAAAGCACGCCUGGAGUUCCUUCGAGAGAACUACCGUAUCCGCGAGAAUGACUUCUUGUCAUUCGAUGCCAUGAGGCACGCUGCACAGUGUCUGGGCCGUGUGCUUCGGGGUAAGGAUGAUUACGGAAUAAUGGUUUUAGCUGACCGACGCUUUCAGAAAAAGCGUACCCAGCUUCCCAAGUGGAUCAGUCAAGCACUGCUCGAGAGUGAGACGAACCUCAGCACGGAUAUGGCCGUCGCCACAGCGAAGAACUUCCUCCGGACGAUGGCGCAACCUUUCAAAGCGAAAGACCAAGAGGGAAUCUCGACAUGGAGCUUGGCAGAACUCGAGCAACAUGUUGCGAAGCAGAAAGAGGAGCAAGCACGGCUCAUGAGAGAGGCGGCAGCCAAUGACCAAAUGAAUAACGGGGCUCAUGGAGCCACUGUUCAGAGGGAGGAAUUCGAUGAUGAUAUUGACGAAGAACUUAUGAUGUUAGAUGCAGACUGA
Rasamsonia emersonii CBS 393.64 is the source of this 2265-nucleotide messenger RNA. RefSeq names its product DNA repair helicase. The record is from RefSeq and is a predicted model, not a curated record. The coding region runs from base 1 to 2265 and encodes 754 amino acids. Gene Ontology annotation, cellular component: nucleus. Gene Ontology annotation, molecular function: DNA helicase activity; damaged DNA binding; ATP binding. The transcript has 3 exons. NCBI's taxonomy places the organism in Eukaryota, Fungi, Ascomycota, Eurotiomycetes, Eurotiales, Trichocomaceae. Gene Ontology annotation, biological process: nucleotide-excision repair; transcription by RNA polymerase II; positive regulation of mitotic recombination.